Lates calcarifer (barramundi perch) is the source of this 1556-nucleotide messenger RNA. Its product is annotated as putative protein MSS51 homolog, mitochondrial. The record is from RefSeq and is a predicted model, not a curated record. Lineage: Eukaryota; Metazoa; Chordata; Actinopteri; Centropomidae.
AUGGACGUUGCUCAGCUGCACUGCCACAUGGCACAUACGGACGAUGAAGCCUACGCUCGCGGAACUGUUCUGGAGACCGAGGCUAAACCCAUGGCCUUCCGGUCUCAAAAAGAGAUGUUUGAGAAGAUGGAGGAAUCCUUUCAAAUCUGUGCGCAUUGUGAGAAGCAGGCCAAAUCAACUUCAAAUCCACAGAGUCUGAAGCGUUGUGGAAGAUGUCUAAAUGUCUAUUACUGCUGCAAAGAGUGUCAGAAGGAGGACUGGUCCAAACACAAGAAGCUCUGUUCACAGCUGCGUCUGGCUGCCAUUGACAGAAUUGUGGAGUGGCUUUUGUACAGAGGGGAGCUUCCAUUCCCCACAGACAAAUGGUCAAAGCCUCAGUCAGAGGUUAAAGGUUGGGAUGACUGGCUUGCAAUGCAGGGAGAUCUCACAGCUCGCCUCGAUCCCAUUUUAAAUGGAGCAAACAUGAAAGACCUGUGGACCAACUCCGGCAGACCCCAGCCUGACGACGAGGACCUGAGGCAGUCUUUGUGGAGGGUUUGCAGCGAGUUCUUCUCCAGGCCGCUGACCAUCGCCUGGGGGAUGAGGCUGUUUGGCCUCAACCCGUAUUCCAAACCUCUCACCAUUCACGUGGUGGGAGCAGGCCAAAGUGAGACGCUGGCGGCCAGGCUGACCGACUACGAUGAGCUGAACAAGAUGUUCCCCGGGCACCAGGGAAUCGAGGUGGUCAUGAUCGGACCGGAGGUUGUAGACGGCCCCAUCGUGAGGCCUCCUCUUAGGGCGUUUGGCCCCAAGCAGAGGGUCUUCAUCAGCGCCUAUAAGGGGCUCUACCACCAGUUCUGGGAGGAGCUAGUGGAGAAAGAGGAAGCAGCCAAGCCAGACCUGGUGGUUGGAUUUCAUCCUGGGUUUGAUGCCAGUCAGGGCCUGGACGAGGGUUGGCUUCCAACACUUCUGCUCCUCAGGGAUUAUGAGAUUCCCUCUCUUUUCACUGCUCUCAAUGAGACCGAGAUGACCUACUCCCUGCAGAUCCUGCUGGAGCUGGAGAUGGACAUGAAGGGAAGCGGAGCCAACCCCUUCUCCUCGCUCAAACCGGAGGUGAUGGGUUCGUCUCCCAGCAAGCCCCCCGUCUACUGCAACUCCCACUACUUCUGUUUCCAGGGCCUGCUGGAGACUGUGGAGUUUGAGGAACCAGAUGAGGCCUGAAGGAGCUAAGUGCUCCAGCACACACAUGCACACACACACAGUUGACUUUCACAUCUGGAGCUCUGAUUUUAUUGGAUUAUCAAGAAUUGUUUUUAUAUGCUUUUAUUUUCUUAAAAUAUUUUUUCUAUAGCAUGUAAAUACAUAUUUAUUACUCUUCUACUGAGUUAGUACCACAACUGUAUUGACUGAUGUUUCCAUUCACUAUCUCAGUUUUGAGGCAUGCAACUGCCACAGUUGUAAGAUUUGAAUAUACUGUCUCAGAAAUGUUGUGUUAGCAGAGGGGCAAUAAAACCUUGUAGAAAUAGUCAAAUGUUCUGCACCAUUAUAUCUAAAAUAAAACAAAUUAACUGAUCAAA